AUGUAGAGUAAGGAAGACAUCUGGAGUUAAGUAUUAAUGAAAAAAAUCUAUAUUUUAUUUGAGGAUAAUUAUUAACAUAAAAAUUAUUCAAUGGGAGCAGCAUUGCGAUCAUUUUUUGUUCCAGUACCUCAUCAAACAGUAUGCGUAUUGUAGAGAUUUGGAAAAUACACAAGAACUUUAACUCCUGGUUUGAAUUGGAAAAUUCCUUUUAUUGAAGAGAUUGCAUAUGAGCAUUCACUAAAAGUAAAAUGACACUGAUAUUAGGAAUAAGCCUUCAUGAUCUAUGCAUAGAAUGCAGUUACAAAGGAUAAUGUAAUCAUAUAGAUAGAUGGUGUAUUGUAUAUAUAAGUUGAUGAUCCUGUUAAAUGUUCAUAUGGAGCAUAAAAACCAAUUGAUUAUGCUUAAGUAUAUUAGUGUUUAGUUUGAAUAGAUUCUUGCUUAAUCAGUAAUGAGAGCUGAAAUAGGUAAGCUGACACUUGAUUAGACAUUUGAAGAAAGAGAAAAGAUGAAUGCUCUAAUUUUGGCAGGACUGUCUGAGGCAGUAUAAGAAUGGGGAUUGAAAUGUUUACGUUAUGAGAUUAAAGAUAUAAAAGUUACUGAAAAUAUUAGGAAGGCAAUGAACAUGGAAGCUGAAGCUGAGAGGACCAAACGAACAUAAAUUUUACAUUCUGAAGCAAAAUAACAAUCAUAAAUAAACUUAGCUGAAGGAUAGAGAUUGUCAAAGAUUUUAAAAGCAGAAGGAUUAGCUGAAUCUAUUGUUAUUAGAUCUACUGCAACAGUUUAAAGAAUUGAAGCUAUAUCUAGUGCUAUGAAUUCAGAAGAAGGAGAAUUAGCUGCUAGAUUUAAUUUAGCUGAAGAAUAUCUUGAUGCUUUUAAGAAACUUGAAGGCAAAUAGAUUUUAGUCAAUAGUGAUGUUAAUAAUCCUAAAGAACUUAUUAAAAAAGCCUUAGACAUGGUUGAUGUUCGUUUACAAUAAUGAGAAUUUAUAUAACAUUAU
Paramecium sonneborni is the source of this 997-nucleotide messenger RNA. The record is from the annotation of a GenBank genome assembly. NCBI's taxonomy places the organism in Eukaryota, Ciliophora, Oligohymenophorea, Peniculida, Parameciidae.